CCACAAUUAUUUUCCAUCAGAAAGAGAGAAAGAGGGAGCUUGUUCCUACUCAUUAGCACUUAAAAAAAAAACUCAAUGAAGCUCUUUUUUGCAUUGACUCUACUAAUUCUCUCCACUCUUCUUUAUGAAGUUCAAGGAAUAAAUAGAAAAGUUUCGGAAAAACCCACAUCUUCCACCAUCACUUCCACGGUUGGUACUAAUUUCCCAGGUUUUGAAAAAAAAGGAAAAAAGAAACAUUUAACAGAAGCUCUUGGUUACAGUAACAUAAAACCAUAUUUUGACUUGCAGAACAACAAGAAUGAAGGAAAGAAAAGCAACCCACAAUUGAAGAUCAAAUCUACUAGAGAAAGUUUUUCCAUUAGGUCAUCACCUUCAAAUGUUGUGAAACCACCUUACCAAGAUGUUGUAGAUGUAGUUGAGUUAGAUUAUUCUCCACCCAAGAUAAACACUCCUAUACACAACUAAAAUGAGAAAGUGCAGGAACCAUGUAAUAUAUUUGUAUAUAUUUCUUAGAAUAUAUUUAAGUUCCCGCCUUUGUUUCUCUCUUCACUACUUCUAGUUAUCUUGUAUGUAGUAUGUCUGUACACUUUGAAUAUAUUUAAAUAACCGCCUUUGUUUCUCUCUUCACUACUUCUGGUUAUCUUGUAUGUAGUAUGUCCAUACACGAUUUUGGUAGAACGAAGAUGGCUUUUGAAGGUAUAUGUAUUGAAAGAUGAAGCUAGAUAAAUAUUCGUCAGGAAAAGAUGACAAAAGCUUUCAUAUUCAUAAAGUUAAAUGAUUAUGUAUAUAGCGGUUCUAUUGUAAGUGUUUAGUACUGUUAUGAGUGAAUAUUUCGACUAAUAUUCUAGAUCAUGACUGACUAUUGGGGAUAUUCAACAGGUCAGAUUCCUGAACCUGUUCCUUAUUUUUACACUAAUCUAUUUUUGCAUGUGUUGUUUACGUCUCGCAGGCUAAACGACAAAAGACCACGUGCAAGCAUGAUUUUCGCUUACUUAGUUGAAGGAAAUGAUUGUUGAAGUCGACGACCAGGACUCCAAUGUUCAAAGAAGUAUAUACCAGAGCAUCCCCGGAAUAUCGUACAUCUAGUUAGGAUUUUAUCUUAUAAAUAAUGGGGCCAAGUGAUCGAUUAGACUCUUAUGAACACCACUUACACACACACUCGCAAGCUUAUUCACUCUUUUUUGCAGAUUACACUCUUGAAUUUACACUACCACUCACACUAUAGCAAAUAUUGUAUCAUUGUUCACAUCGAUUCUCGAGUUGUACUUUGUUUCUUGUUGCAAUAAUAUUGAUUGAGGUAGACGGCUUUUAUAGUCAUCUCCCGAGGUUU
This is a messenger RNA of Helianthus annuus (common sunflower), 1330 nucleotides long. RefSeq lists its product as uncharacterized. Lineage: Eukaryota; Viridiplantae; Streptophyta; Magnoliopsida; Asterales; Asteraceae. The transcript has 2 exons. Bases 76 to 465 code for a protein of 129 amino acids. The record is from RefSeq and is a predicted model, not a curated record.